Macadamia integrifolia is the source of this 1465-nucleotide messenger RNA. RefSeq names its product polygalacturonase non-catalytic subunit AroGP2-like. The record is from RefSeq and is a predicted model, not a curated record. The transcript has 2 exons. NCBI's taxonomy places the organism in Eukaryota, Viridiplantae, Streptophyta, Magnoliopsida, Proteales, Proteaceae. The coding region runs from base 59 to 1063 and encodes 334 amino acids.
AAUCCAUUCCUAAGAAAGCAGAGUCCCUACUCAUUCCAUUCUUUAUUUCAGUUCCACCAUGACACAUCUAACUUUGUUACUUGGACUUCUGAUUGUAGCAUACUUUAGUGGUUCUCAAGCAGAAAAUGCCUUCUCACAGUACUGGGAAGAGCAUAUUGGUCUUCCACACCCUCCACAUUGGUUAUCUGCAAAGGCUUCUCCAUUAAAUCUCCAUCAGGUGAAAAUGUUUAUGAAACUUAUGGAGGAAAAUGAAUUGAAUUCCCACCUACCUUUAUUCUGUAAGCAGGCUAACAUCGCUUGUUCUACAAAUGCAUUGAUGAAAAAAACAGACACAACCUUGCCACCAAUAGCCAAAUGGAAUAGUCGUGAAAAAGUGAGAUACGAUGACCUUCCAAAUAAAACACUCAUGCCAGUUUCCAAUCGAGGAGGUUUGCCAUUUUUUCGAGAGUCAAUGGUGAAAGAAGGAGGUUUUAUGCCUGUCCCUGAUCUUAGAGACCCAAUGUCAUAUAAAUCAUUCUUGCCACGAUCUUUGGCAUCAAAAAUCCCAUUUUCUUUUGCCCAGAUCAAGGAGUUGAAGAAGCUUUUUGAUGUAGUGGAUGAAUCAAACAUGGAUGAGUAUAUUCAACAAACACUUGAGAUAUGUGAGAAGAGCAGUUGUGUGACUUCUGCAGAGGAUCUCAUAGACUUUGUUGUUGAGAAAUUAGAACACCAUUUACAUGUAUGGAGUACUGAAAGCAUCGAAGGAUCUUAUGAGAAUGUUACAAUUGGAGCUAUGAAACUCAUCCAUGGAAACCUCUCUGUACCACCAGUACUCUUAUGUCAUACUCUACCAUUCUUAUUUCAAGUCUAUUAUUGCCAUGUUUUGCAGAAAAUAAAAAUAUACGCAGUUGAUAUACAUGCUAGGAAGAAAGUAAAUCAUGCAAUUAUGGCAUGCCAUUAUGAUACAUCAACUUGGAAUCCAAACCAUAUUUCUUUUAAGCUAUUAGGUUUUGGCCCAGGAAUGAUUGAAGUUUGUCAUUGGAUCAAUGAGAAUGGAGUAGUCUGGACAAAGUCUAUAGGUUGAGAGCAUUUGAAGAUUUGAUUUUUUUUUUUUUUUUGGUAAGGGCAUUUGAAGAUUUGAUUACCUCCCACUUCUCUUGUUUGUGUUACAUGUUAUUGCCUAUGCAGAUUUGACUCACUUCCUUCUCCUUGGUACCAUUGAGCUUUUUAUUGUGGUAAGCAGAAGAACACAUAGGAGGCUUUAGAGGUUAGAAGUCCAGUUUUAUUUCCCAUUAAGUUGUGUUUUAAUGUCCAAUUUAAGUCUGAGAGUAAUCUUCUUUUCAAAAAUCUGUAUUGUGUGUGAAAGGAGUUCCAGCCAGUGUUUACUUCUAUGUUUGACAGAGGCUACAAUAGUUCAUACUUUUGUUUCUUAGCUAUUGGCUGAAUUAACAUAUUUUAUUCAACAACAAAAAAAUAUCUAUUUCCC